Cuscuta campestris is the source of this 4820-nucleotide messenger RNA. The record is from the annotation of a GenBank genome assembly. NCBI's taxonomy places the organism in Eukaryota, Viridiplantae, Streptophyta, Magnoliopsida, Solanales, Convolvulaceae.
CUUAAUAAUUUCUCUCCCCCUUCCUCCCUUUACUCUACUUGUCCUUUCUGUACCAAACCAAAUCCCCGCUCUACGAAUUUUCAACGUUUUUUCUGUUUGAACUUUGAAGUCAUUAGAGUGCCACUGCAAAAACUGGGUAGGGAAAGAAACUUUGAAAAAAAAAGAGGGGAAAAAAAUGCUUGAGCUUGGGAGACAUUGCAGCAGUAGUAAUGGUAGUAUAAACACUACUAACAAUAGUAUGGUGAGAGAACUUCAGCAACUGUGGGCCGACAUCGGCGAGAGCGAUGCAGAGAAAGAGCGAAUGUUGGUGGAAUUGGAAAGGGACUGUUUAAAAGUUUACCAAAGAAAGGUUGAUGAUUCGGCAAACACGAAAGCCCACCUUCUCCAAUCCAUUGCAUCCAAAGAAGCCGAGCUUGCAACGCUAAUGGCUGCUCUUGGUGAACAUAAAAUUACCUCACCGUUGAAGAAGAAGGCAAUGCCGUUGAAGGAGCAACUCGCAUCAAUUACACCAUUAGUUGAGGAUCUAAAACUUGAAAAAGAAGAAAGGCUGAAGCAGUUUACAGACGUAACGACCCAAAUUGAGAAGAUAACUGCUGAGAUUUCAGGGUAUGGGGAAGUUAUCAAUGCAAUGAGUUCCUUAAAUCUGGAAGAAAAUGACUUGUCACUGAGAAAGUUCACAGAGUACCAAACUCGUCUCCGGGCCCUGCAAAAUGAGAAGUCUGAGCGUGUCCGAAGAAUUCUAGAGUAUGUAAAUGAGGUUCAUUCCUUGUGUGCUGUUCUUGGGGUGGACUUUGGCAAAACUGUCAGUGAUGUCCAUCCAAGUUUGCGUGAAACCGCCAGACUUGGACAGUCUAUGAAUAUCAGUGAUAGCACAUUGCAGGGCUUAGAUCAGGCCAUCCUCGAGCUAAGAACAGAAAGAAAACUUCGUUUCCAGAAGCUCAAAGAUGUUGUUGCAUCACUAUUUGAACUCUGGGACUUGAUGGGUUCGUCGAAAGAAGAGAAGUAUAACUUUUCAAGGGUCACUUUCAUCAUGGGCUUUCCUGAAGCAGAGAUUUUGGAGCCAGGUGCCCUUUCGUUGGAGAUCAUUCAACAGGCAUCAUCAGAAGUUGAGAGGCUGACGAAAUUAAAAGCAAGCAGAAUGAAGGAAUUGGUUAUGAAGAGGAGGUCAGAACUGGAAGACAUAUGCUAUAAAACCCAUAUUGACCCUGAUCCCACUGCUGCUGAUAAGUCGUCUGCAAUGAUCGACUCUGGUCUGGUUGAUCCUUGUGUGCUAUUAACAAACAUUGAAGCACAAAUAAGUAUGGCGAAAGAUGAAUCUCUGAGCAGAAGAGAGAUUAUAAAUAGGAUUGAGCGAUGGCUUUCUGCUUGUGAGGAGGAAACCUGGCUUGAAGAUUUCAACCUAAAUAAAAAUCAUUAUGGUGGUGGAAGAGGUGCUCACAUAAACCUAAAACGAGCCGAACGUGCUCGGGUUCUAGUAAGUAAGAUUCCAGGCACGGUUGGUGUCAAUAUUGGAGGAAUACAAAGUGACCCGACAACUCAAAGAGGAGGAAAAGAGGCGCGCCCGGCUAUCGAUCAUAUCAUGGGAGACAUGGAAGAAGGAGCAAAUGUUCAGAGACCACCGUUACUGCGUGGGCACAACUACAAUAUCUGGAAAGGAAGGAUGAGGGCCUUUCUCAAAUCCCUUGGUGGUGGAGUCUGGAGAAGCGUAGAAACUGGGUGGACUGAACCGCGCAAAUACUCUGAUGAUCUUACGACGUCAAGAAUUAAACCAUUUGAAGAAUACAGCAGAGCUGAAUACAAGCUCAUCUCAAACUGUGACAAUGCCAAGGAAGCUUGGGAUAUUCUUGAAGUCACGCAUGAGGGAGAUGAGGAAGUGAAGACAGCAAAAUAUCAGAUCUUGAUGACUCAAUAUGAAAAUCUGCGCAUGGACGAGAAGGAAAAGAUCACUGAAUUUCAUGGGAGAGUUAGAGAUAUUGCAAACCAGGCUGCACGACUAAAUGAACCUAUUCCAGAAAACAAGCUGGUUCUCAAGGUGCUGAGGUCACUUCCAAAAGAAUAUGAGAUGGACGUCAAGGCCAUUCGACGUUCCCACAACAUCAAAAACAUGACGCUUGACGCACUUAUGGGAAUACUGGAAUCAAUUGAACUGGACAUGGCAGAAGACAGUAAGCAAAGGAAACCUGAUAUGCAGAUAGCAUUUCCCAGCACUAAGGAGGAAGAUGACGGAGAACUUGAUUGGUCACUUGAUGAAGAGUUCCAAGAGCAACUAUCACUGUUCACCCGGCAAUUCAAGAAGCAGUGGAUUCAGAAGAAGUCAAAUCAAAGAUUUGAAGGCAGCUCUAAGGGGCUUCCAUCAAGAGAUGCUAAGUACAGAGAAGCCAAAAACACAAAAAAUCCUAACUAUGCAAAGAAGAAGGGGCCACAGUGUUUUGAGUGUGGUGGAUAUGGUCAUAUCCAGUCUGAGUGUGCAAACAAUCUAAAGAAGAAGAGACAAGCUUUCAAGGAAACAUGGAGUGAUGAUGAAACUGAAGAUCAGAGUGAUUAUGAAGAAUCUAACUGUGCAUUCAUUGCAAGUGCUGACCUAGAUGACGAAGUGAGUGUUGAAGAACAACUUGAGGACUUGCAAGAAAAAUGGUUAGAACUCCUGAUGGUAAAUAAAAGGAAUGUCACAGACAAAAACAGACUGAUUUCAGAAGUUGAUGCCUUGAAGAAGAGAAUUGAAGAGCUCACCAGAAAAAUUGAAGAACUUGAAGGAGAAAAAUCCAACCUGUCAUUUGAGAUAAACAAACUAAAGUCCUAUCAAAAAUGGAUCAAGGUUGCUGGAGCAGAGGUACUGGAUCAUCACUCGAUCAUGGCUAAACCUCCAGGAGACAUGGCAUGUAUCGGAUACACAGAUAAAGGGAAGAUGCCACAAUCACUUGAAGUCAAGAAACUCUGGGCAAAGAACAAAUGGACGCGUCUACUAGUUGCAGAAGGAUCACAACAAACCAGUGUUGAUCUUGAACCAGAGGUGGCAGAAGAAGACGAAGAGAAUCUCCCACAACCAAAUCCAGGAGAAUCAAACAUGGAGCAACCAGAUUCAAGAUCAGUAGACGAUGAAGUCAGAAAUGUCAUAGAAGAUGAUGUGAUUCUAAACCCUAUAGCCACAUUCCCAAAAAUAUUUCUUCUAGAAUUUACAGGUACUCCACAAAAAGUGGACAUGCAAAGCAAGAAGAAGGAAGAUCUGCAAUCAGAAAAGGGAAUGCCAGAGAUCGUGAACGAGGAACCUUUGAUAGCAUGUUCUGAUGUGCCAUUUGAAGGAGUAAAAUUCAAAACCCCAGCAUCCAAGAAACCAAAGGCGAAACAAACUGGAUCCAGAUGGUCGCUGCGUCAAAAGGCGAAGGAGAAUCAAGAAUCAGAAGGGUUUGAAGAAAUUCAAACAAAAGAAGUGCCAAAGAAGGAUCUUAAGCGCAAGGAGAAAGCAACGGAUGACCAGGAGGAGAGCUCAAAGAAGCAGAAAACAUCAUCUCCUUCAGCAAAACUGACAACCAGAAGUCAGAUCAACCAGAGGAAAGAUACAAAAGCAGGAAAGUCACCUAAACCAGGGAAGUUUUCUAAACAUCUAUUUGUUUCAUCAAGUGCUAGUUCAUACAUGUCUGAAAUUGUCAAGAAAACCAUUCUGCCACAAAGAAGUAUUGAUGUUGAGGAUUUUGAAGCAAAAACAAACUUAAUCCCUGUGCUGAAAAAGUGUAAUUUGCUUAAAUCAAUCACUCUGCCUGGUUCUUAUGUGAGAAAAGUCAUACAAGAGUUUUACUGCAAUUUGUCUGAGGGUUGCAACAUUCACACUGAUCCUUCAUACCACAAAGUGGUUGCUGCAUAUCACUGGCUCCCAACCACCCAUAUGAACAGAGUUCCACUCUGCAUAGCCACACUCAUUUACAAAAUCAAGCAUGAGAUACCUGUGAAUCUUGGGAAAAUCAUCUUUGACCAGAUCAUGAGCUUUGCAUCUGAGAGGGCCAAACAGAACUCUAAUGGGCUUCCUUAUCCUCUUCUUAUUUAUCAAUUGCUUAAAUCUCAGAAACUUGUAGUUGCAGAUGAAGAAGAACCUGCUCUUCCUCUUCUCCAAGUAGAUUUAAGGCACUUUGAACGAAGACACUAUAAUGACAUGGCAGCAAGGGAGGAACAGAAGUCAGCCCCAGCAGUUCUUCAGUCAGAUUUUUCCAAAACAGCUUUCAUCAAAGGAGAAAUUCAGCUGCUGCAAGAGAAGAUUGAAGAAUACAAAAAGCUGAUCAAAGAAGCUGAAAUAAAAAAGAAAAAAUGGGCCAUUAUUUUGUCAUCUAUGGACACCACUACAAAUGAAGCUGCUAAAUCUCAGGGGGAGAAGUCCAAACAAGAUGGAUCAGAUGAUGCUACAACACAUGGGGAGCAAAGUGAAGAUGAUGAAGCCACUGUGGAAGAAGGGGGAAGCUCAGAUACAGAGAAUGAAAACCUAGAAAACGAGGAGUCAGAUUUUGAGGCUGAACUUCACAACAAGAAGAUCAGUCAUGGAUCUUCUCUGAAGGCUUGCUCAGCUUGUGUAUCGUGUGAGGCUGAGCAAAGGUCAAGAACACAUCCUUAUGNCUUAUGGCAGAGCAACGAGAAGGUGUAAUAGGCCUGGUCUGACACAAACAGAGUUUGGUGUCUGAUCACGUAAGUAGACGAAUCUGUUCAAUAGAAGGGUCUGUUGAUUUUGAUUGUGUAAUUCUUACGAUGAUCUAGUGGAAAGGCUAUUACACGGAUGUGGGCCUCGCAGACGUAGGAGAGUUGGCUCCGAACUGCGCAAACAAAUUUCUGUGUCUUUG